This is a messenger RNA of Rhizophagus irregularis DAOM 181602=DAOM 197198, 670 nucleotides long. The record is from RefSeq and is a predicted model, not a curated record. NCBI's taxonomy places the organism in Eukaryota, Fungi, Glomeromycota, Glomeromycetes, Glomerales, Glomeraceae.
UUUUUUUUUUUACAAAACAAACAAAAAUAUCAAAUACAUUCCCAAAAUUGCAAAAUUUCGUAAAAUUUAAUAUACGGCACAAUCAUCAAAGAAAUUCAUUCUGUCCAAAUUUCCCACAUCAAGCUCUUACUACAUACAGUGACGACAACGGGCAAAUUUUGUCGAACUUUUAAACGUCUCUACUCAAAACUCUAUGAAAAUUACAAAUUUAAUAAUUUUCAUAAAUUCGUUGGUUGAAGCAUUUAAUUUAAUAUUCUACAUUAAAUUAAUAAUUCCUUUUAUUAAAUGCUCCUUGAACAAAUGUCGACAUACGCUUGCUCAUUAGUUGAUACAUCAAAGUCCUUAAAACAGAAAAGUGUCAUUAACGUCCAGAAAUCCCUAAAGACACUUCAUUAUGCUACGGCUUAUAGAUUUGAUGAAGUAAUAAGAGCGUACGAUCGACUAGUAGAUUAAUAAAAGAGUCGCUAUUCGUAUUGCCAAAUAUAAAUCACUGUUUAUGCGAUGCGAAGAGAAGACCUCUGCAACCUUCUUUACUAAGGUCACAGUUAGGUAAAACCGAUUUACAUAUUAGAAUAGAUUGUAUUAUUUGAUAUAGAUUAAACCCCUUAUUAUCCUAUCAUUUCAUUUUAAACUUUUUCUGGAAAAAUUAAAAAAAUUAGGAGGGUUUAGA